AUGUGGAGGAAACUGACACAUUUCUGCAGACGAGGCGAGGAGCCGGUAUCGCGGAAUCAGAUAGGUCAGCUCGAAUUCUCGCAUUUCAUUAUCACCUCUCCGCAUCCGAUGCUAACAAAAGGAAAGAGUCUGUUCUACAACGCCUUAUUGCCUCGUCCAGGAAACUCAGACUAUCUUGUUACACUUAUGAUAGCAUCAUAUUCACAAUACGCUCCUCUCAUGCGUCGUAGUAGUUCGCAACUCUUCAUGCUGCCGGGAUUUCUUGAACUGGAAGAUAUAGAUGGUUCCGUGAAAAAGUUCCUUCAUGAUACUGGCACUCCGAAUCUUGAUGGACGUCACAAAAAGGUCAUCGCCAUGCCUCGAUUAAACCUUUGUUCUUUUCAUACUCUCGCAGCACAUCAUUUGAACGAGAGAAUAAACAGUACUGCUCAUGAACAGUUAGUAUCUUUCAUCCUCCUACAGCUUCUUACUGCUCUGAAGAUGCUUCAAAGUGAUGGUGUGGAGCUACUAAGCACCAAUUUUAAGGAGUUCCUUCUCGCAUACCGUUUUGCGCCGGAUUCACAGCAAGAGACGUUGGAGUUUCCACGACUGAUUUUCUUGCCUGAAACCUUUGGCGCGGAGAUCGAGAGCGGUGGUGACGAAAUGGUAGGGUUGUGCCGAUAUGCUAUGAGGGCGCUCUGUACUCUGCUCAGACAUAGAAUGGACGGAAAACCACCUCCAAUUCAAUUACGAUCUGGAUAUUCACGAGCGCUUCUGGCUUGUGCUACUUUAUUGCAAGAAGAUAAAUCAUCGAGUCUGACGAAGGCAAAAAACGUGCUCGAGAUCGCUCUCUGGGGUGGAGAGCCGUGUCAUACUGAUGUCAGGGCACGAAUUUGGCUUGACAUGGCGAGGGCCGAAUGUGUGGACAUGUUGUUGCGUCAGCUGGUCUGUGAGCCUGGAUGUCGGCUAGGAGCAUGUGAACAUUAUCAAGUGGAAUUUCUGCUCAGCGCCACUCCAAGAUCCAUUGUCGAAAGUCACAGAGCCAUAUUAUCGGUCAACAUUUGA
Molecule: messenger RNA, 1044 nt
Organism: Angiostrongylus costaricensis
Lineage: Eukaryota; Metazoa; Nematoda; Chromadorea; Rhabditida; Metastrongylidae
Source: the annotation of a GenBank genome assembly